AUGGAGAUGCUGCAAGACAUUGCCAAUCGGCAGCGCAGCACCCUGGAUGUGGAUCUGGACGACCUGGAUGGGUUCAGCAAGGACCCGGAGCUGGUGGAGCACGUGGAGGGCAACACGCAGCAGUACCUGCGCCUGCUGGCCGAGGCGGCUGACAACAUCAUGCCUGCCCCCACAGAUGACAACCUGCCAGAGGACGUGUUUGAUGUGCUGCUGGACCAGCGGCGGCGGGCUCAGGAGAUGACGCGGGCGCAGAUGGAGGUGGAGGGGCGGGGGGAGCAGCAGGACCCCAACUUUGCGCUGCCGCCCAGCCUGCUGCGCCGCUACGAGGUGCUGGUGCGUCCGCGCAGCAAGAUGGCGCGCCGCACGAUGCGCGACAUCUCCGCAGACUGCAUCGGCUCGCUGUGCACCUUCCGGGGCAUCGUCACGCAGGUGUCUGAUGUGCGGCCGCUUCUGACUGUGGCCACAUACCUGGACGACCAGACCGGGUUUGAGAUCUACCAGGAGGUCAGCGGCAAGAGCUUCAACCCGCUCCAGGAGGCGCCCGACGAGGUGAAGAAGAUGAAUGGCGGCAAGAGUGAGCUGUUCAUGCAGGUGCGCGGCUCCAAGUUUGUCAAGUACCAGGAGUGCAAGAUACAGGAGUCGCCCGACGAGGUCCCCCAGGGCUCCACGCCGCGCACGCUCAUGGUGCACCUGCGCGGCAGCCUGACGCGCAGUCUCAAGGCGGGCGGCAGCGUCACGCUGUCGGGCAUCUUCCUGCCGGAGCCGUACACGGGGCAGCGCGCCAUGCUGCGCGCCUCGCUGCUGACCUCGACCUACAUGGAGAUGCUGCGGGCGUACAUCGCGGCCGCCAAGCAGUACGACCCCUUCGUGCCGGAGGGCCUCACCGACUACCUGGCAGCGGUGUAUGCCGAGAUGCGGGCGGAGGAGGCGGCCUCGGAUGUGCCCCACUCCUACACCACCGCCCGCACGCUGCUGUCCAUCCUGCGGCUGUCGCAGGCGCUGGCGCGCCUUCGGUUUGCGGACGCCGUGGAGCAGAGCGAUGUGGACGAGGCGCUGCGGCUGCUGAAGAUGAGCAAGGCCAGCCUGUACGACGACGCGGGGGUGGAGCGGGCGGUGGACCCCAUCUCCCAGAUCUUCUCCCGCAUCCGCCAGCACGCGGAGCGCACCAAGCGCGACGCCUACUCCUGGGCAGACCUGCUGGACUUCCUGGGCACGUCGUUCAAGCCCGAGCAGAUCCGGCAGUGCCUGGUGGACUAUGCCUCCAUCAACGUGUGGCAGCUGGCUGGCGCCGACAGCGAGGCGCCCAGCAUCGCGCUGGCGGCGGCUUGA
Chlorella variabilis is the source of this 1329-nucleotide messenger RNA. RefSeq lists its product as hypothetical. Gene Ontology annotation, biological process: double-strand break repair via break-induced replication; DNA strand elongation involved in DNA replication; DNA replication initiation. Bases 1 to 1329 code for a protein of 442 amino acids. Gene Ontology annotation, molecular function: single-stranded DNA binding; single-stranded DNA helicase activity; ATP binding. Lineage: Eukaryota; Viridiplantae; Chlorophyta; Trebouxiophyceae; Chlorellales; Chlorellaceae. Gene Ontology annotation, cellular component: MCM complex; nucleus. The transcript has 9 exons. The record is from RefSeq and is a predicted model, not a curated record.